This is a messenger RNA of Pyricularia pennisetigena, 396 nucleotides long. RefSeq lists its product as uncharacterized. The transcript is spliced from 2 exons. The record is from RefSeq and is a predicted model, not a curated record. The coding region runs from base 1 to 396 and encodes 131 amino acids. NCBI's taxonomy places the organism in Eukaryota, Fungi, Ascomycota, Sordariomycetes, Magnaporthales, Pyriculariaceae. Gene Ontology annotation, biological process: 2-oxoglutarate metabolic process.
AUGUUUGCUACUAAGGCCCUUCGCCAAGCUGCUGCGCACGCAGAGCGUCAGCCCCUUAUCAAGUUCAUCGGCAAGAGGAACAUCCCAGCCUCAGUCGACCACACGCCCCAGCCUCACCCCGCAGCCCCGGGCAACAUCCUCCCCGGCAGCGGCGCCACCACCUUCAGCAAGUACCGCGAGCACGCCCAGCAGUUCGGUCCCCUGCGCAAGACCAUCAAGUCUGGCGACGAGGGCCUGGUCGGCGGCACCUCGGGCCACGAUCUCGGCCCCGUCCAGCCCAGCAAGAGCGGCGUCUUCUUCGACCGCAACGAGCUUCCCCCCAGGUUCCACCGCCAGCCUCUCAGCAUGGCCGAGAUCGAGGCCAUUGAGACCGGUGGUGCUGCCCUUUUUGCAUGA